AGGGCUCUCUGUGCUGUCUUUGCUGCAGUGGAUGUUCGCCCCUCUCCUCCUCCUCCUGGCCCGGCUCGGCUGCAGCACCCAACACGUUUACCAAUGGAGAGAUGCUGCAUCCAACGAGCAGCUCACGUGCCAGCGGUGCCCACCGGGCACCUUCAUGGCCCAGCACUGCACCAGGGACAGGCCGACGCGGUGCGAGCCCUGCCCGGAUUUGCACUACACGCAGUACUGGAACUACCUGGACAAGUGCCGCUACUGCAACGUCAUCUGCGGGGAGAGGCAGGUGGAGGUGCAGCAGUGCAACGCCACCCACAACCGCGUCUGCCAGUGCCAGGAUGGAUACUACUCCGAGAUGGAAUUCUGCACCCAGCAUUCCAAGUGUCCGCCGGGCUUCGGCGUGGAGAAGCGGGGUACCCCCUUUGAGAACACCCAGUGCAGCGCCUGCCCCCGGGGCUUCUUCUCUUCCUCGGCCUCCAGCACGGAGCCGUGCCAGCCCCACCAGGACUGCGAGCAGCAGGGCAAGGUGGUCAACGUGGAGGGCAACCAGUACCACGACACCCUGUGCACCUCCUGCAGGAGGGACGGGGGCAACAGCACGCAGGAGCCAGCAGCUCCAGGCGAUGACGACUGUGAGCAAGCCAUGAUCGACUUCGUGGCGUACCAGAACAUCCCCAUCCGGAAGCUGAAGCGCCUGCAGCAGAUCCUGGAGCAGCCACCGAGGACGCAGGCAUUGGGCACCCGGGCGGCCAUGCAGGAGAAGUUCAGGGCUUUCCUCACCCACCUCAGAGAGGGGAACCCGGUCACCAAGGAGCUGCUGCGGGCGCUGAGGACUGCCAAGCUGCACUCCAUCGAGGAGCAGGUCCGCAAGCGCUUCCUCCUGCGCUGAGAACACGAACUGCA
Messenger RNA from Pezoporus occidentalis (night parrot), 897 nucleotides. RefSeq names its product TNF receptor superfamily member 6b (gene TNFRSF6B). The record is from RefSeq and is a predicted model, not a curated record. The transcript has 3 exons. Gene Ontology annotation, molecular function: protein binding. Lineage: Eukaryota; Metazoa; Chordata; Aves; Psittaciformes; Psittacidae. The coding region runs from base 32 to 883 and encodes 283 amino acids.